Messenger RNA from Owenia fusiformis, 707 nucleotides. Lineage: Eukaryota; Metazoa; Annelida; Polychaeta; Sabellida; Oweniidae. The record is from the annotation of a GenBank genome assembly.
GCACAAGUAGGUUUAAACAUCCCCUUAACAUCAUGGCGAAAAACUUUAAGGAUGAUUCCUUUUGGCUGGCCAAAAUGAGGCAUCAAUUCUACACUUGGUUUGAUUUCAACGAAAAUGGAGUAGUUGAUAAGGACGAUUUUGACAUCGUUGUUCAGGGUCUGGUGCAAGGAGCAAAAUGGGCAGAAGGAAGUCCAAUGUGGAAGCGUGCAAAUACCAUGAAAUCUAACUUGUGGGAGCAACUAAAAAGUAGUGCAGAUACAGACAAAAAUGACCAGAUAAGUCUUACCGAAUGGGUCGAUUUUUGGGCGGAAUGUGCUGCGAAAUACGUCAAUGACACCGAUCUUCCUUUCUGGUACACAGAGUUUCUCGACGUAUAUUUUUGUUUCAUGGACAAAAAUGGAGAUGGAUGGAUAGAUUGCACUGAAUUCGUUGCCUAUUUCCAUGGGUUACGAAACAUCCACCAAGACAUUGUAGAAACUGCAUAUCGAAGGAUUACAUUGAAUGAACAACGUCACAUCGACAUCAAACUCUUUCGGGAGAUGGUUAUUGGAUACACUGUGUCCAAGGAUAUGAAAAGCCCUGGAAAUAUAAUGGGAGAAAUGUUGGUCAAAGAAAUAGGUUGUGAAACGGAAUUUAAACGCACCGAAUUCUGGGACAUAAAACAAAGGCAUCAUUUCUUCUAUUGGUUUGAUCAAGACAGAAAUGGA